Molecule: messenger RNA, 1196 nt
Organism: Phycodurus eques (leafy seadragon)
Lineage: Eukaryota; Metazoa; Chordata; Actinopteri; Syngnathiformes; Syngnathidae
Product: cilia- and flagella-associated protein 251-like
Exons: 1
Coding region: 1-1110 (369 amino acids)
Source: RefSeq, a predicted model, not a curated record
AUGAAAAUCCAUUUGUUAGUUUCAGCCUAUGGGGAUAUCCAUCACCACCAAGAGGAAAGGAAGCACUUAUCAGAAGAUACGCAGGAGUCAGAGGAGAGUGAGGAGGAAGAGGAGGAAAAGGAAGGGAGUAAAGAUGAAGAGGAGGGGGAAGGGGAAGAGGAAGAGGAGGGGGAAGAUGAGAACGAGGAUAGAGAAGGGGGGGAGAGGUCAGAAGAGAACUGUGAAGGCAAGGAGGAAAAGGAGGAGCAUGAUGAGGAAGAAUAUGACGAUGAGGGAAUGGACCAAAAUGGGGAGGAGGACGAAACUGAGGAAAAAGAAGAGAAGUCGGAGGAAACGAGUUUUGGGGAGAAGUUUGAGGAGACCAUAGGGGAAUAUGAUUACGAUGAGGAGGAGCGAGACUAUGAGAAAGAAGAGGAGGACAAGGGGGAGUUAGAGGAGGAGGAGUGGGAGGGGAAUGCGGAGGAGUGGGAGGAGGAUGAGGAAAAUGAGGAGGAAGAGAAAGGGGACAAGAAGGUGAAGGAGGAGAGAGAGGAAGAGGAGAGGCAGGUAGUAGAACAGGAGGAGGAGAAUGAGUUGGAAGAGGCACAGGAAAAUAGAGAUGAAGAGGACAAGGUAAAGAAAAAGAGGGUAGAGAAAGAGGAAAGCGAAGAAGAGGAGGUGGACGACGAGGAAGAGGAUGAGGCGGGGGUGGAAGUUGUGACGGUGGAGGAGGUAAAACAACAGGAAAAGAGAAAGGAGAAAGGAGAUCAGAAAGACAUUAGGACAAACAAACAAUGCUCUUUGUCAUGCAUUCUUAACGAGCCUCAGGUGGUAACACCACGUGAACCAAAACGAUGCUCGCGGCCCAAAAUUCGACGUAAAUACAACUUUACCCCAGUUACUAAGAACUUGCACCUGGGCAAGCCAGCCUACAGCGGCGUGAACCUGAGGUCUUAUAAAGGGGCAAACAUGCCGGUGAAAGAGGAGACCCUUUACUGUCGCAAUCGGAGACGUUCUGCAGAAAUGCUGGAAGACAUCUAUCUGAGUGACGAACAGACGAGCCAACCGGAUGCCGCCAGUGACUGCUCGGAUUUGGAUUCCAAACAUACCGACUCACCUUCAUGGACUUAGAGUAAUACUAACGAGCGAGUGAACACUGGCUCUCCAUCGAGAUAGACAUGCAAUUCCUUUGCUACUACACUUUGUGCCCAAUUGAC